Molecule: messenger RNA, 378 nt
Organism: Parathielavia appendiculata
Lineage: Eukaryota; Fungi; Ascomycota; Sordariomycetes; Sordariales; Chaetomiaceae
Product: 14 kDa subunit of cytochrome bd ubiquinol oxidase
Exons: 2
Coding region: 1-378 (125 amino acids)
Biological process (GO): mitochondrial electron transport, ubiquinol to cytochrome c
Source: RefSeq, a predicted model, not a curated record
AUGCCUGUCGCGCCAUCCCUCUACAAUGCCGCCGUCAAGCGGCCCUGGCUCAUGAGAAUGCUCAAGCCGCUCGCCAGUUGGUACGCGAAUGCUGCCGGCUACCGCCAGAUGGGUCUCCGCGCCGACGACCUCAUCGUCGAAGAGAACGAGACCGUGCUCAAGGCCCUGGGCCGCCUGUCCCCCAAGGAGAGCUACGACCGCGUCUACCGCAUCCGCCGCGCGACCCAGCUCAGCCUUCAGCACAAGCUUCUGCCCAAGUCCGAGUGGACAAAGCCCGAGGAGGACAUCGCCUACCUGAGCCCAAUCUUGGAGCAGAUGGCUAUCGAGUCCAAGGAGAAGGCCGCCCUCGACACCCUGACCGUACUUAAGAAGCACUGA